AUGUCUUUAGUAGAGGGCAAGAACAAUUAUUCGCCGAUAGUGAAUGGCUUUUUCGUCUUAGCAAUACGGUUAGCCACCAAAUAUGAUGCUCCCAGUGUAUUCUCCUUUAUUGAUGUGGUUUUAUCAGGACACAAUCACCAGCAGCCAAUUCCAGAGUUAUGGUAUGAGCUAGCAGUCCAGCUGGCAAAGCAAUAUGGGAAUAUUUAUUCUCUGUGGGGAGGAAAGUAUAGUACUAUCGUCUUCACUGGAUAUCAGACUGUGAAAGAAGCUUUGAUUGACCAUUCAGAAGCCUUUGCUGAUCGCCCACUCUCACAUUUCAUAUUGACUGUCAGCAAAAAAAGAGGUAUUGUGGUUUCAAAUGGCCACAGCUGGUUGCAACAAAGGCAAUUGAGUAUUGUUACCAUGAGGAAGCUAGGCCUGGGGAAAAAAAGCCUGGAAUCCCAAAUGCAGGCAGAAGUUGAGAGAUUUUUGGAGGACCUUGAACAUACAAAAGGACAGCCAUUUGACCCUUCACAGUACAUUAAACAUUUGGUUGCCCAUGUGAUCUGCACCAUAGUUUGUGGACAGUGCUUUUCCACUGAAGACAAGGAGUUUCUGAAAUUGCUGGAGGCCAUGCGAGUUUUUGAAAAAAUUUUAAUCAGCUUCCCUCAUCUUAUUUAUGAAAUAUUCCCAUUUAUCAUGAAAUAUCUCCCAGGGUCUCACCAAAAAGCCCUUUCUGCUGCAGAGUUUAUCAUUAAUUUUGCAAAGAAGGAGAUUGUACAGCAUAAGGAAAACCAGAAUGUGCAUGAUCCACAGGAUUUCAUUGAUUUUUAUCUAUUUCAAAUGGAGAAAAGCAAGAACGAUCCAGAUUCUACCUUUGAUGAAGACAACUUGGCUCAUUGCAUUGCUGACCUUUUUAUCGGUGGGAUAGAAACGACUAAUGGCACUAUGCAAUGGGCACUGCUACUCAUGGCAAAUCAUCUGGAUAUCCAAGAUAAGGUCCACAAGGAGAUCAAAGAUGUUUUGAGUUCAUCUCAUUCCAUCUGUUAUGGAGAUCGGAAGAAUCUGCCCUACACCAAUGCUGUGCUUCAUGAGAUCAUGAGAAGCAAAUACAUUGCAUUAUUUGGAAUACCAAGACAAUGUACAAAGGAUAUUUACCUCAGUGGGUUUCUCAUUCCUAAGGGAGCUAUCAUUUUACCAGAACUGCGCUCUGUUCUCAUUGAUCCUGAACAAUGGGAAACACCUGAGAAAUUCAACCCCAAUCAUUUUCUAGACAAAGAAGGACACUUUGUCACAAAAGAAGCAUUCAUGCCCUUUGGAGCAGGUGCUCGGAUCUGCUUGGGGGAACUCUUUAUAAGGAUUGAGUUCUUCAUUAUGUUCACCAGCCUGCUGAGGAAAUUUAGGGUGCAGCCCCCAGAAGGAGUGGAGAAGCUUAGUGAAGAACCCAUACUAGGAGUGACUGUGUAUCCUACUCCUUACAAGAUCCAUGUUGUUCCUCGCUCUGCUACAUCAGAGUAG
This is a messenger RNA of Thamnophis elegans (Western terrestrial garter snake), 1497 nucleotides long. Its product is annotated as cytochrome P450 2J2-like. Bases 1 to 1497 code for a protein of 498 amino acids. Gene Ontology annotation, molecular function: iron ion binding; heme binding; oxidoreductase activity, acting on paired donors, with incorporation or reduction of molecular oxygen, reduced flavin or flavoprotein as one donor, and incorporation of one atom of oxygen. The record is from RefSeq and is a predicted model, not a curated record. Gene Ontology annotation, cellular component: intracellular membrane-bounded organelle; cytoplasm. The transcript is spliced from 10 exons. Gene Ontology annotation, biological process: xenobiotic metabolic process; arachidonate metabolic process. Lineage: Eukaryota; Metazoa; Chordata; Lepidosauria; Squamata; Natricidae.